UGUUUAGACGGGGGAAAAUGUCAUUGUCUGGGAAAGAAAACAACACUAGCCCUCAUGCCAAUUACGUGGGACCGUACCGCUUAGAAAAGACCCUCGGGAAAGGACAGACAGGUCUUGUAAAGCUCGGGGUCCACUGUGUCACGUGUCAGAAAGUCGCCAUAAAGAUUGUAAACCGAGAAAAGCUCAGCGAAUCCGUCUUAAUGAAGGUGGAGCGAGAGAUUGCCAUCUUGAAGCUAAUAGAACAUCCACAUGUAUUAAAGUUGCACGACGUCUAUGAAAAUAAGAAAUAUUUGUAUUUGGUUUUAGAGCACGUGUCAGGUGGAGAGCUGUUUGAUUAUCUGGUAAAGAAGGGCCGAUUAACACCCAAAGAAGCUCGAAAGUUCUUCAGACAGAUCAUCUCAGCUCUGGACUUCUGCCACAGUCACUCAAUAUGUCACAGGGACCUGAAGCCGGAGAACCUGUUGCUGGAUGAGAAGAAUAACAUCAGGAUAGCAGAUUUCGGCAUGGCAUCCCUGCAGGUGGGAGACAGUCUGCUGGAAACCAGCUGUGGAUCUCCUCAUUACGCGUGUCCUGAAGUCAUCCGGGGAGAGAAGUAUGACGGAAGGAAAGCAGACGUUUGGAGCUGUGGGGUCAUUUUGUUUGCUCUGUUGGUGGGGGCUCUGCCGUUUGACGAUGAUAAUUUAAGAAACUUGUUAGAAAAAGUGAAGCUGGGUGUCUUUCACAUGCCGCAUUUCAUCCCACCGGACUGCCAGAACCUUCUGCGAGGAAUGAUCGAGGUCGACGCCGGCAAUCGGUUAACGUUAGAGCUGAUCCAGAAGCACACGUGGUACAUAGGAGGGAAGAACGAGCCGGAGCCGGAGCAGCCGGUGCCCAGGAAGGUGGCGAUCCGCGGCAUCCCGUCAGCCGACGACAUCGACCCGGACGUCCUGGAGAGCAUGCACUCGCUGGGCUGCUUCCGGGACAAGAACAAGCUGAUGAAGGACCUGCUGUCGGACGAUGAGAAUCAGGAGAAGAUGAUCUAUUUCCUUCUGUUGGAUCGUAAGGAGAGAUACCCCAGCCAUGAAGACCAGAACCUCCCUCCUCGCAACGAUAUAGAUCCGCCGCGGAAGCGUGUCGACUCACCAAUGCUGAACAGACACGGGAAGAGGAGGCCGGAGAGGAAGUCUAUGGAGGUGCUGAGCGUUACGGAUGGAGGUUCACCUGUACCGGCACGACGAGCCAUCGACAUGACACAACACGGACAGAGGUCACGGUCCAUCAGCGGCGCGUCCUCUGGUCUCUCCACCAGCCCUCUCAGCAGCCCACGGCCUGUCCGAAAGUUCUGUGUCCCGCCUCAGUCCACUGAGCUGCCCUUGUCCCCUAGUUCUAGUAUCACAGACUUCCUGAAACCAAACGAGUCAAAAAAAACCACUUCUAACUCCCUAACGCCAAACUCUAUAUCUGAGUCUCUCUUACCCUGCCCAAAGACCCAAACUCUUCCAGCCAAACCCAAAGACAAACCCUUACAAUCUGCCCGAUCCAUCCCCUUACCUGAAUCUGAGUCCGAACACAUUUCUACAGCCAAGUCAGAGCCUUCGACUCCAUGUCAACCUCAAGCACCCUGUAUACCGGGCAGCCCAAUGGUGCGGCGGGCAACCCCAGCCUCCAUUAUACCCCCUCAACUCUCGGUCCCCUUUAGGCCUGUUGCCCCUCUUUCCCCUAUCCGACUACACCACUUCCACCCUGUUCCUGGCUCUGACCACACCACCAAAUCUAUCCCCACCAUACAGGUGACCCCCCACCCCUCUCCAAGGGGAAGCCCUAUCCCCACCCCCAAAGGAACGCCCGUGCACACGCCUAAGGACAGCCCAGCGGGGACGCCGACCCCUACGCCACCCCCCAGCCCCUCCAUCGGAGGAAUGCCCUGGAAGACACGCCUCAACUCCAUCAGGAACAGCUUCCUGGGCUCACCGCGCUUUCACCGCAGGAAACUGCAAGUUCCCACUCAAGAGGAAAUGUCCAGUCUCACACCAGAGUCUUCCCCAGAACUUGCCAAAAAAUCUUGGUUUGGUAACUUCAUCAACCUAGAGAAAGAGGAGCAGAUCUUCGUGGUUAUUAGGGACAAGCCACUGAGCUCUAUAAAAGCCGACAUCGUCCACGCCUUUCUCUCGAUACCCAGCCUCAGUCACAGCGUUGUCUCGCAGAUGAGUUUUCGGGCCGAGUACAAAUCCACCGCCGGCCCCACCGUCUUCCAGAAGCCUGUUAAGUUCCAGGUCGACAUCACGUACACCGAGAGCGCUGCGGCCACCAAGGAGAACGGCAUCUAUUCAGUCACCUUCACUCUGCUCUCAGGUCCAAGCCGGCGUUUCAAGCGAGUGGUAGAAACGAUUCAGACGCAGUUGUUAAGCACACACGACCAGCCGGGAGUCCAGCAGCUGUCUGGUAGCCCAUUGAGUAACUUCUUUGACGUAAUUAAACAACUUUUUUCAGACGAGAAGAAUGGUCAGGUGCCUCUUCCACCUGGCACGUCCAACAGACACCCACCUAACGCCUGUCGCCACGACCCUCAGCCUAGUGACUCUAAAUGCCCAGUGGGCAAUCCCAGGGACAAUGCUAAGCUGGUGGCAUCCGUUGGGACACAGGAGCAGCCCUAAAACUUUACCAAUCAAGCAUUUCAAGCAUACCUACAAAAGAACUCAAAAUGUACAUAAUCUUAGAGGAAUUAUCCAGAAAACGUAUUAAAACUCCGCCUCCCACUUCCCUGCACAUCCUGAGAUGGACAGUUAUUGACAGACGGCACUUUUCAUGAUGAACAAGCAGGUUUCCAAGGAGAUGGACACUUCAUCCUUCAUCCUACUCUUUCCUUCCCGCUCUCCGCUCUCUCCAAGGACUAAAAUACAAACACUGACACUUGUUCCUACUCAACCUGUGUGCUCCCUGCCAUCAUCUCAGCACACCAACCUGUUAAAAUGUUUGACCAGCCGGUAGGAACCGGCUGCAAAAAACUUGUUCUGUUCCAAAAUGUAGUGAGCUUCCUCGAGGUACCUCACUUUGAUUAAGAGACAACUUAAUGCAAUGCAACAAACUUCAUAAAUAUAUCCAUUAAAGAUGACAGAUAAAGCACCUAAAUCAAUCUAAUAAAACUGAGGACUCGGUAUUUGUAUGUUAUGUAUUUUUAUGCACAUUAAAAUUUGGCUCUAUUAGCAUACCAACAUGCUAAUGUCAAACUCUGUUAAAAUCAAUUAAACGUUGAGUCUCUCUGUGCAGUUAGUUGUUAGCUUAGCAACAUGUUAAUUGCAAAUUGUACUAAAGUCAGCUGAGAAUCAAGUCUCUUGUGCACAUAGCCUACUUAAGGAGAGCCAUGUGUCACAUGGAGUUGCUGCCUAUGAGUGUUGUUGUUAGCUUAGCAACAUGCUAAUAGCAAACUCUACUGAAAUCAAUUAAGAAUCAAGUAUCCAGUGUGCAAAGUGCAAGGAAUGGAUCUGUAAGUCAUAUGGAGUUGCUUCCUAUGAAGAGGGAAGUUGUUAACUUAGCAACAUGCUAAUGGAAAACUUUACUGAUUCUAUUGAGAAUCGAGUUGUUUGUUGUAUGUUACACAGAGUUGCUGUUUCUGAAUUAUGGAAGCUUAUUUUUGCCAUGGAAUAAAAAAUUUAAAAGGUAACUGUGACUUGUCUCAGACAUUUUGUAUCACAACUCUGACUUUUUACUCGCAUAUACAAGAUAUAUAAUCAGAAUUGCAAGAUAUUCUGAGAAGAAAAGUCAAGAAUUGAGAUAAAAACACAAUUCCAUGGCAGAAAAACAAAACACAGUUCUGACGUUUUUCUUGCAAUUGCUAGUUUUAUAUCAAA
Molecule: messenger RNA, 3827 nt
Organism: Cyprinus carpio (common carp)
Lineage: Eukaryota; Metazoa; Chordata; Actinopteri; Cypriniformes; Cyprinidae
Product: serine/threonine-protein kinase BRSK2-like
Biological process (GO): protein phosphorylation; microtubule cytoskeleton organization; intracellular signal transduction
Cellular component (GO): cytoplasm
Molecular function (GO): tau-protein kinase activity; ATP binding; protein serine/threonine kinase activity
Source: RefSeq, a predicted model, not a curated record